This is a messenger RNA of Caenorhabditis angaria, 2309 nucleotides long. Lineage: Eukaryota; Metazoa; Nematoda; Chromadorea; Rhabditida; Rhabditidae. The record is from the annotation of a GenBank genome assembly.
AUGGAUCAUGCGAUGAGGCGAUAUACGGUGUUAUUUUGCAUUUUUUCGGUUGUUUUUGGACAAUGUCCACUUCAACUUCAGGUUUGUAUUGUCUUUUUUUUUGGUCUAAACAUAGUACAUAACACAUUUAUUUUCUCAAACUUUCAGGAGCCUUGCUCUUGCUCUUCUACCCGAUAUGAAGCAGUUUCAAUAGUCUGUGAUAAGGGUGAAUCUUUAUCAUCAGUCCUAGUUUCACUAUCAAAUCCACCAGCCCAAAUCGACAGUUUGAUCAUUAGUAAUACACCCAUCGAUCAGGUUUGUUUUAUUUGUUUGUUUAUUUUUCUAAAUGCCUCACCUCCCUCACUCAUUUUUCCCCUUUCGCUUAUGAUAUUUUUAGCUGCCCGGAUACGCAUUCCAAGGUUUUAAUAUCAAGAAAUUGAUUUUGCGAAACAAUGGAUUGCGCAUUAUGCAUCCCAACACAUUCAGCGGAAGUUUAGAGGAGUCAUUAGAGGAAUUAGAGAUUAAGGGAAACUAUAUUGACACAAUUCCUCAGGCCGGAUUAACAGUUUUGAAAAAUUUGCGGAUCCUUUCACUUCCAGGUUCGUUGAAACAAAUAAAUAAAUUCGUUGUGAUGAAAAAAUAACAUGUGAUAUUUUUCAGAUAAUCUGAUUGAUUAUGUCCCAGACAACGCUUUUCUCUCAUACCACAGUCGAGAUACAAUUCAGAAACUUGACCUAAGUGCAAAUAAUUUGACAGCAAUUCAUCCUACCGGACUCCUUGGAUUGGAAAAUUUAUCACAAUUAUCACUCGAUAAAAAUUUGCUACAUGAAAUCCCAACUCAAGCACUUUCCAAUAUUCCAACUUUGGAAGAUCUGAGUUUAGGGGUGAAUCAGAUUUCAACUGUUCCAAAGGAUUCUCUACCAUUACCAAAUUUGAAAUCUCUUAGUUUAGAAGUCAAUCAGGUGAGCUUACCAAAAAUAAUAAAAUUUAUAACAAUUUUGUCCUAAGAUUCGACACAUUCCAUCGGACAGUUUUCAAUCUGUCCCACUUCUCACUUAUUUAUACAUUGGCAACAAUUUAUUAACCUCCAUCGAUCCUUCAAUUUUCUAUCAUAUUGGAAAUUUGAAAGUGUUAUCAAUGGGAAAUAAUAAGGAUAUAACAAUAGUGCCAGCUGAUGCUUUUCAACACAUUCCACUUUUGAUUCGCUUGGAAUUGAGCGAUUGUUCAAUUGCUAGGGUGGAAAAUGGUGCAUUGAGAAAGGCGAAUAGUUUACAAGUUGUGAUAUUGUCGAGAAAUCAAUUGACACAGUAAGACAAUGAUUUUGAAGAUAAAAACAUAUCUAAACAUUUCAGAGUGUCUCACGACUCAUUCUCUAAUUUGCCACAAACUACAAUGAUUGAUCUGAGCAAUAAUGCAAUCAAUCGUGUUGAUGAUUUUGCUUUCAGUCAACUUCCAAUGUUAACAUCACUUGAUUUAAGUAGCAAUCGUCUUGAAACUCUUCCAAGCAAUGUUAUCUAUGAUUCAUUAACUUAUCAUUCACCAUCAACAGUUCGGAAAUUCUUAUUACAAAAUAAUCCUUGGAGAUGUGAUAAAGAUUUAGCGUGGCUUCGAAAAUGGUUGAGAGAUAAUGGUGAUGUUAUGAUUUCAUCAAAUGGUGAUUUGACAACAAAGUGAGUCAUCAAACAUUGGAAUCUUGCUUUCAAAUCUUUUCAAGUUUUUUGGAGAAAACACAUUGUUUUAUUUGUAGAUGUUACGAAAUUCUAGUCUGAAAACUGAAAGCCUAGAAGUUUUAUCAUCAAUAAUUUUCCUCCAAUUCCGAAAAAAAUUUCAGAUGUUGGACACCAUCAAAUUUAAGCGGAUUAGAUAUCCGUCAAACCGAUCCGUCACCAACAACUCCGGCAAGAGUCAAAAUAGGAGAUCAGAUGAGAAAAAUAUUGAAACCAGCAGAAACAUUACUCAUUCCAACUAAAAAUGAUUUGGAUACAGAAACUACAAAAGCUCAUACAGCGGUCAAUGGAUUGGCUUUGGUUGGCCUUGUUCUAGGUGAGCCGAAAUGUUUCUAGAGUUUUUUUUUGGAAACAAUAUUUUUUUUAGGAAUAGUCUUGUCUGUUUUGGCAGUUUGUUUGAUUCUUCUUCUUGUCAUCCGAUGGAUUUUACGAUCUUACGAAGAAAAAUCAACAGGAAGUAAUUUUGGGUCAACAGUUGGAUCAAAUGGUUAUGUUGGAAGUGCGUAUAGUGGAGCUGGAAUUCUUGAAACCGGUGAACGUGCUCAACGAUCAACAACCAACAAUAACAUUUAUAUGAAUCGACCAAGAUAUUGGUGGUUCUAA